Molecule: messenger RNA, 1278 nt
Organism: Fusarium vanettenii 77-13-4
Lineage: Eukaryota; Fungi; Ascomycota; Sordariomycetes; Hypocreales; Nectriaceae
Exons: 3
Coding region: 1-1278 (425 amino acids)
Source: RefSeq, a predicted model, not a curated record
AUGGCGCUCUAUGAAUAUGAGAAAUAUUUGAUCGCUCGCGGCGCCUUGCUGGUCGUGACGGCCUGGAUCCCCGCCAGCAUCCUCUUCUUCUGCGCUCUCUGCUUGACCCGUCGUCGCAAGGAUCCCGCGAGAACGGCAUUCACCUACCUCAAGCUUGCUCUGCCUGUGUUUGCCGGCUAUGCCUUCUUCGACAUAUGUUCAGUCGCCCUGACCAUCGCUGUAGUGCGAGAACGAGACGAUUACUACUACGGCUCGUACGAUGCCAUCCGUGCAAUUCAAAUCACCUCCAGCAGCACCGCCAUCAUCAGCAACUUCUUUGACAAGAUUGUCGAUAUUCUUGUAAUGAUCAUGCUCCUGCGCAUCAGCACCGGCAUCGUCAUCGCCCAGUCUGGUCAUGCUGGUCCCAUUGGCAAGAUCCUGCGACUUGGGUCCUACGCUUUUAGCACCCUGCUGGCCAUCUUGACAAUUGCUGCUCUCGGUCUUAAUAUUCGCUUCCUCGCUACCUUUUAUGGUGAUUCUAUUUAUGUCAGUGACUCGGAGGCGCCUGGUGAGGAUGCGUACAACAAGGCCCGGCAGAUUGACUUUGCGUUCCGUGUCUUGGUCUUUGUUGCGGCGCUUGGAAUUGUCGCCCGAUCCGUCAUGGUCAAGAUGCAGCCAAAGGCCGAGAAGACGCUCUCUUGGUGCUCGACCAUGCUCAUCGCCAUGUCCAUCGCCUGGCUCCUGCGCACGACCUACUGCAUGGCGUCCAUCGCUGCCUGGUCCGACUUUUCCAAUAGCAGAAACGACAGAUACGAGUACUACUACAACAUCCUUGACGUUGUCUUUGCUGUCUGGCCACAAUUCACCGUCCUCUGCAUGAUCUUUGCCUUGGGCACCGCCAAGGCCAAGGGGCUCUGGUCUACUCCCCAGCCUUUCAAUGCUCCACAGGGGAACCAACAGACGGCUUGGGGGUACUCUUACAAUAAUGGCCCUCAGCCGACUGCGCCUCCAAUGGUCCAGCAGCAGCCUCAGUUCCAACAGCCCCAACAGCAGUAUCAGCAACCACAGCAGCAUCAGUAUCAACAACAAUAUCAGCAGCCGCAACCAGUAUCUCCAGUCCAACAAGGCUGGCAGCCUCAGCAACCUCAGCAAACAUACAGCGCGUACACCCCCUCCUCGCCCUCGCAGACGACAAGGUCACCCCCUCCCCACGAGGAGACCAUGGGCUUCAACCACCAAGCCGACGGCACGCCUCCAUCGGUUUCACCUCACCCAUACGGCACAAAGGCCGGCAUGUAA